Molecule: messenger RNA, 1195 nt
Organism: Elgaria multicarinata webbii
Lineage: Eukaryota; Metazoa; Chordata; Lepidosauria; Squamata; Anguidae
Gene: UFSP1
Product: UFM1 specific peptidase 1 (inactive)
Exons: 2
Coding region: 133-786 (217 amino acids)
Source: RefSeq, a predicted model, not a curated record
CCGUGGUCAGGAGGGUCCGGGCUGGGGUUGCCGAGCGCUGGGCGAGAAAUCUCCGUAGAGUCGGGAAAAGGAAGUGACGCCACACGUCCGGUUGCACGGUCUGCGGCUUGCGCCUCCACUGUCGUCCUGAGGAUGUCAUUGCUCUCCGGCGUCCACCUGGGCCUCCCCUUCCCAGCUGCGCUGCAGCGCGUGGCUCUCGUCUCCGGCUCCUACUGCUAUUACCACUACGGCUGCGACGGAGUGGACGACCGUGGUUGGGGCUGUGGCUACCGUACCCUGCAGACGGUGUGCUCGUGGCUGGGGGCGGCUGGGCCGGGAGAGGCCGUUUCCCGCCCCGCCCCGUCCCUGAAGGAGAUCCAGAACGCCCUGGUAGAGAUGGGGGACAAGCCCCCUUCGUUUGCUGGCUCCCGAGACUGGAUCGGCACAGUGGAAGCAGCCCUUUGCCUGGACCACUUCUACGCUGUGCCGGGCAGGCUGGUCCACGUUCCCCGUGGCCAGAGCCUGGAGAAGGAGCUGGAGACCUUGUACGCCCAUUUCCUGGGGGGCGGCCCCCCCGUCAUGAUGGGAGGAGACCGGGACAACUCCUCCAAGGGACUGCUGGGAGUCUGCUCUGGGCCAGACGGGCAUCACCUCCUGGUUCUUGACCCACACUAUCACGGGGGAGCAGGCUCUCUGGCGAAGGAGGAAUUGCAAGCGGAGGGGUGGGUCUGUUGGAGGGAACUUGGCACCUUUGAAAGGGGAUCCUUCUACAACCUCUGCUUGCCUCAGUUCAAGACAGGAGCAUGACCCAGGGAAAGGGGGUCUUCGCGGAAGGAGCUGAAAGCUACGGAGCCGGGUCUGAUCCAUGAAAGGGGAGCGAAGAGAGGACUUGUGUCACACAGCUGGCUUGUUUGGGAGCCAUGGGGAGGGACUCCGUCGCAGGUAGCAGAUUGUGGGAGAAGCCCUUUGUGCCACAACACAGGUUCUUGACCACAGGCCUGUCUGCGGACACUCCCUGCUCAAGCUAAGCGCCACCACUUUAUGAGCCUGAGGUGAAGGACAAACACCACCUUUCUACGAACUCUGUGGAGAACGGGGUUAAACAGGAAUGAUUUCAGGAAUAAAACAAUGCGCUGUGAAUUAUAUGUGCUGAUGGUGAAUUAAUGUCAGAACAGGUGUUAUAUGUAGAUAACUGCAGAUGAAAUGCCAAGGAGAC